AUGACAUUAUCCGACGACGAAAGAGAUGGUGUCUUCGACAUUGACGAAGAACUCGUGCCAGUGCGAGAGCUCAAGCAAGCUGGCGUUAUGGAAGUGGAUUUUGAGGGUUUGUUAAAGACACCCCUGAGGUUGGAAGAAGAUCUUAAGAAGGGGUGUGGUGGGAUGUUGUGGCCUGCUGGUAUGGUCAUGGCAAAGUAUUUGAUCAGACAGGAUAAAGAUCUUUUCAAGGAUAAGACGGUGGUCUUAGAGUCGAAUUGGGUGCUGGAGGUGGUUUGGUCGGUNCUUGCUGUCGCUCUGGGCUUUCAACUCGACCAUCCUCUACAUCUCACAGAUCAAAUCCCCAUGCUCGGCUUAAUGCAACGCAACAUCGCACUCAACAACCUCCAAGACCAAGUCAAAGCAUCGAUAUACGACUGGGGCGAGUCUGUUCCGGAAGGUAUACCUCAACGCCCAGAUGUCAUUCUAGCAGCCGAAUGCGUCUACUUCGAGCCUGCAUUCCCUCUUUUGCAACAGACCAUGAAGGACCUCAUUGGACCAAACACAAUCUGCUAUUUCUGCUUCAAGAAGCGCAGACGAGCAGACAUGAACUUUGUCAAGGUCAUGAAGAAGAUGUUUAUGGUCGAGCCUGUUGAAGAUGAUCCUGACAAACCGACGUGGUCGAGAGAGAAUCUUCAUUUGUAA
Aureobasidium musti is the source of this 681-nucleotide messenger RNA. Lineage: Eukaryota; Fungi; Ascomycota; Dothideomycetes; Dothideales; Saccotheciaceae. The record is from the annotation of a GenBank genome assembly.